Messenger RNA from Mycena indigotica, 2133 nucleotides. RefSeq names its product OrdA protein. The record is from RefSeq and is a predicted model, not a curated record. The coding region runs from base 1 to 2133 and encodes 710 amino acids. Lineage: Eukaryota; Fungi; Basidiomycota; Agaricomycetes; Agaricales; Mycenaceae. The transcript has 16 exons. Gene Ontology annotation, molecular function: oxidoreductase activity, acting on paired donors, with incorporation or reduction of molecular oxygen; monooxygenase activity; heme binding.
AUGCUUGCUAUCCUCGCUGGUGCUUUCACCGUUUGGCUACUGUUGUUUAGAUUUCGGAAACGACGCGCCGUCUCCCUUCCUCCUGGUCCUCCUGGUCUUCCUAUCCUUGGCAAUGUCUUGGAUAUGCCGUCUGUUACUGAAUGGCUCACCUUCGCAGAGUGGGCAAAAUAUGGCGGACUCUGUUCGGUGACUUUCUUGGGACAGCCGAUGAUUAUUCUGAACUCGGCGAGUGCAAUGGAAGAACUUGAUGGCAAGGGUCCGGUGUUUAAUACUCGACCACGGCUACCAAUGGCUGGCGAACUUGUGGGGUAUAAUCAAACACUGGUGCUGAUGCCGUAUGGACCACAGUUUCGUGUCUUCCGAAAACAUUUCGCGAGGCUUAUCGGCACACCGGCGGCUGCGCGUCAGUUUGUUCCAUUGGUGGAGCUGGAGACGAACCGUUUUUUAAAACGCCUCCUGCUCAAGCCAAACGCCGAAUUUAUUGAUGGGCAUCUUCGCAAGUUGACAGGAGCGAUAAUUUUGCGACUCACCUAUGGGAUAGAAGUACAGGAUGAAGACGACCCUUUUGUCACGCUAAUAGAGAAAGCCAACGGCAAUUUCAGUGCCGCUACCACUCCCGGUGCAUUCCUGGUGGACAUAUUCCCAUCCCUGCUGCUUAUUCCAGAAACUCUGGCGCCCUUCAAACGAAAGGCCAAGGCAUGGGCAAUCGAAACCAAGAAGAUGGUGGAAUCGCCAUACAGUUACACCCGGCGUCAGAUCGCGGCUGGAACUGCACCUACCUCUUUUGUAUCCCGCCUUCUGGAAGACGAGCAGAAGCUCAAUGACCAAGAACUUCACGACGUGAAGUAUACCGCAGGCUCUUUUUACGGAGGUGGCGCCGACACAACCGCUGCGUUGUUGCAUGCGUUUUUUCUGGCAAUGGUUUUAUACCCUGAGGUUCAGCGCCGAGCGCAGCGGGAAAUCGACGACUUGCUGAACGGCGUCCCGCACGCUGCCAUGGAGGACACGAUCUUGAAUGGUUAUUGGAUUCCCAAAGGCUCGAUAAUUAUCGCCAACAUUUGGAACAUGUUGAACGACCCACAAGUGUACCCUGCUCCCGAGGUUUUCGAUCCUACCCGCUAUCUCCCAGACACGAAUGUUGGCACGACCCAGCGGGAUCCCCGUCACGCCUGCUUCGGGUUUAGCCGCAGGAUAUGUCCGGGAAGGGAGCUAGCAGAAAUUUCGUUGUUCAGCAGUAUAGCCGCCAUCCUGGCCACAUUCGAUAUAGAGCGGGCGUCCGGUCCGUUACCGAAGCACGAAAACACCCAGGGGACAAUCAGCCAUCCCAAACCUUUCGAUUGUGUGGCAACACCCUUUGAGAACGAACCUGGUCCCGAAUUCGAGUCGGAAAUAACAUGUGGUGGCGUUACCGGCGUCACGUUGCACACCUUAAGCAGGGCGAUGACUCGCAUCCCUGUUGCAAUGGCUCUCAGAUCGGCUCUGAUCAUCGUAGACCUUCAAGAGGACUUUUGUCCACCGAACGGAAGCCUGGCUGUGGCUGGUGGUCGCGACAUCGUUCCUGUGAUUAAUACGCUGCUGGCCUCUUCAUUCUUCGAUUUUCGAGUGGCCACCAAGGACUGGCACCCGAUAGACCACAUCUCCUUCGCUGUCAACCAUCCACCGCCCAACAAUAUUCCCUUCGAAAGCUUCGCAACGGUUGUCAACCCGGAAAAUCCGGAUGAGCAGUACGAAACACGUCUCUGGCCGGUUCAUUGCGUGCAAGGCACGCCUGGUGCCGAGCUCGCUCCCGAAUUGAACCUAGAGAGGGUCGACAAGAUUGUCGAGAAGGGCAUGGAUAAGCGCGUCGAAAUGUAUUCCGCAUUCUAUGACCCGUUCACAAACCCGACGAUCUCGAUCAGCGAGCUGGGACCGGAACUCAAGAAGAAUAGCAUUGAUAAAGUGUACGUUGUUGGCCUUGCUAUGGACUAUUGCGUUCGUGCUACUGCGCUUGAUGCGGUCACGGAAGGCUACGAGGUCUAUUUGAUUGAGGAUGCGACCAAGGCGGUCGAUCCGGCAGAAGGUUGGGACAACGCACGUGCAGAGAUGGAAGGUAAAGGGAUCAAGUUUAUCAAGAGCGUCGACAUUGUGUCGUAG